AUGUUUAGUUACUUAGAAGACCUAAUCACAAAGGCUAGAUAUGGUAAUCCUAGAAUUCGAGCUCAGAUUCCUAUGGGAAGACUGAUCACAAACAUUCUCAUUGAAAGUCUGCUGGUAGAAGCAUUAAAUCUUGCUCAAAAGAUGGAAGUUAUGAUUGGUCGUCCUCUAGAUGGUAAGGAUUUAUUGGAUAUGGAGAUAAUUUCAGAAGAUACCAUUCUUCCAAAAGAUUUGGAUGAAGAAUCUAUCUCUAACAGAAGAAUAGUUGCAUCAGACAAGAGGAAAUGGAUGUUUUUCAAGAAAAUGGUUAAAGAUUAUUUUUCUGGGCAUGCAAAGAAGAAAUGGAAGCACAAGUCUAACUCAAAAGAUUCUAAUACAGGUACAGAGUUUCUUAACUAUAUGAAACCUACAAAUCCUCUAAUCAACCUUGACCAUCUUGAACUGGUUCUUGAUUCUAAAAUAGAAAUCACUGCAGUUCCAGAUAGAGAUCCCAAUCUUUACUCCACCCCCUCUAAUCCUCUCCUUCUUCGAACGAACAUACUUCCACCACCCUCUCAUGAAUUAUUACUAAAUUUUGAAUAUGAGAUUGUGGAUCAUUUGCGGUCCUUGAUGGACACAUAUUUUGACGGGAUGAGUCCUAAAGAAACGAGUAGAAUUUGGAAUGAAUACACGAACUGGGUGAUCACCAAUACUUCUGAAGCUUAG
Messenger RNA from Vicia faba (fava bean), 702 nucleotides. The record is from the annotation of a GenBank genome assembly. Lineage: Eukaryota; Viridiplantae; Streptophyta; Magnoliopsida; Fabales; Fabaceae.